Stereum hirsutum FP-91666 SS1 is the source of this 1654-nucleotide messenger RNA. Its product is annotated as Golgi phospho protein 3. The record is from RefSeq and is a predicted model, not a curated record. Gene Ontology annotation, biological process: Golgi vesicle budding; retrograde vesicle-mediated transport, Golgi to endoplasmic reticulum; Golgi to plasma membrane protein transport. Gene Ontology annotation, molecular function: phosphatidylinositol-4-phosphate binding. The coding region runs from base 31 to 1245 and encodes 404 amino acids. The transcript has 3 exons. NCBI's taxonomy places the organism in Eukaryota, Fungi, Basidiomycota, Agaricomycetes, Russulales, Stereaceae. Gene Ontology annotation, cellular component: cytosol; Golgi cisterna; trans-Golgi network.
UCGAACCCCUCCUCGCCGUCGUCCAAUGCGAUGAGCACAUCCACAGGCCUUUCACGACGUCGCGUCAACCCCUCCUCCGGCGACAACUCCACCGAAUCCUUCACCAAUGGCCACACAUCCUCAGGUUCGAACGGGACCGCAGCGGCGGCAUCCUCAGCUUCGCCGGUAGGGGUCCACGCCGGCUCUGCGUUCGCGGGCGGGAGCAAGAUUGCGUAUGACCCACGAGACUUGGAGAGGGACGAUGAGGAACUGAGGACGGGUGGGAAGAUGCCGAAGCUGACGAUUAUGGAGGAAGUGCUGUUGCUUGGGCUGAAGGACAGGCAGGGCUAUCUGUCGUUUUGGAACGACAACAUCUCGUACGCGCUUCGGGGAUGUAUACUCAUCGAGCUCUCGCUCCGGAGAAGAAUAGCGAUGUACAAGGACCCGAACCGACGACGGCUGCCGCUCUCGGAACGACUGGUGCAGGUGAUAGACGACAGGCAGACGGGCGAGACGUUGCUCGACGAGGCGCUCAAGAUGAUGAAGGCGCAGGAGGCCGUAGAGCGCAUGUCUGUCAAUUCAUGGAUUGAUUUACUUUCGGGCGAAACAUGGAACGUCCUCAAAAUCGGCUACCAGCUCAAACAAGUCCGCGAACGGCUCGCAAAAGGCCUCGUCGACAAAGGCGUCCUCCGCACCGAAAAGCGCAACUUCCUCCUCUUCGACAUGGCCACCCACCCCGUCGCCGACGUCCGCACCAAAGACGCCCUCGUCACGCGCGUCGUAUCCCUCCUCACCGCUACGACGUCCACCGUCCCCGCCACCGCGCUCGAUCGCGACGAGCAGGUGCAGAUGCGUACGAUGCGCAGCGUGUGUCUGGUUUGUGCGGCUUAUGCGGCUUCGGUGCUUGAUAAUGCGUUUGGGAGGUUGGGGUAUGAGGAGAGGGAGGCGGCGUUUGCGAGGUGCGAUGAUAUUUUGGCGGAGUUUGCGGUUUGGCCGUUUGGCGCGACUGGCUCAGGUUCAGGGUCGGGGUCGGCUCCUGGUCCUGGCGGUGUAGUGGGGGCGGGAGCGGUGCCGGGGGCGACGCCGAGAAGGAGGGCGGAGAAUGGAUCGAGGAUCGGGAUGGGCGGGGUGGGGAAUGGGAGGGAGGCGGUGUUGGGGUUGAUGCAGGAGGUUAGGAAGGAGAUGAGUGGGGGGGACGAAGAUUUGGGGGGUGAGCUUGUCGCGGCGGUCUUGGAGGUGUUGAGUAAGUUGGAUUCGUUGUUGUGAUGGUUUUCGCGGAAGUGGAUGUUGGAUAGACAGUGUGGGGCGCGGGAGGGAGGGAUGUGGCGUGCAUACGCAUACACACACGAACUACUAGGGGCGAGUUCGUGAUUCUUUCUCUUGAUUCAGAUUCGAUCUUCUUGUUCAUCGUCUUCGUUUUCGUUCUUCAAUUGAGCAUCGUCGGAGGUUCCUCGUCAUUGUAUGUUUCUGGGCUAUCUUCCUCUUCACACUCUUCCUCAUCCCCCUCCUCCUUCUCUUUCUUUGUUUUUUUUUUUGUUCUUUGUUUGCCUUUCUUUCUUUGUGUUUCGUUUUUUUCGUCGUAAUUAUUUGAGCGCGUUCGGCUCGUCGCUCGACCGUUGACAGUCACGUAACAUAUCAUAACAUACCUCAGCCUGAUACUGAACGUUGUCUGAAC